GGCCUCGCCCGGAUGGAGCGCUUCGAGGAGGGGCUGGUGGCGGCACUCAAGGACGCGGUGCGCGGCUUGGGCUGGCAGCGCGCGGGGCCCGCGGGGCGACUCGCCGCCCAGCGCUGCACCAAGUAAAAUCAUCAAGUGUUCCCUAGAGAACCGUGAAGAACUAUACCAAAUUCACAUUUUCGUUAAAUUACCCAAUUGCAUCACACCGCAUUUGAGGAAACAGCUCUCGGUUCACACAUGGAUCACCGAGCACGGCUGCUGAGAGCCUUGACAGCGUUCCCCCUGGAGCAGUUUGUCACUUUCGGGGAGCGUCUCUUUCUUUUCCUUGAGCAACUCUUGGAUGUGGAGGAGUUCGAUGGGUGGUCCCGCUUGAGGAGGAGAGCUGUGAUGCACCAGUACAGCCUGCUCCGUGCCCGGUUCCCCAUGGUUCCACGCACCGUGGUGCCCGUGCGGCAGCCCCGCCGCAUGUGGAUGCGCGUCCGCACCUCCACCUGGUGGGAGCAGACAUCUUCCGGCAGCGACGAAUGGAUGAAGUAUUUUCGGGUGAGCAGGUCCAUGUUCCACCGCAUCGUGGAGAUGGUGCGCUCAGAGAUGGAGCCGCCAGCUUUACAGGUGCGCAGCCCGGUCCCGUUGGAGAAGAGGGUCGGGAUUGCCUUGUACAAGUUGGCAAGCUACGAUAAGUACAAGGAGGUGGGGAAUAUGUUUGCUGUUCACCGAAGCACCGUCCACAAGUACUUGUACAAAUUCUGCCGGGUUAUGGUGGAGCUCCAUUUGCAGAACCAAAUUGCUCUGCCGAAUGAGCAUGAAGGUCGCCGCAUUGCUCGGGGCUUCCGGGAAAGAUUCUCCAUCCCCCAAGUCAUGGGGAUGAUUGGCAGCACGCACAUUCCCAUCACCCCGCUCCGCGACUGCAUACAAGAUUACAUGAACCGGAAAGAAUGGCCUUCAUUAGUGCUGCAAGCUUUGGUGGAUGAUAAGUUGAGGUUUCGGGACAUUAGCUGUAUUGCUCCGGGUACCACACAAGAAGAGGUGGUGCUGAGACAGUCUGCUCUCUACGCCAACUCGCAUUUAUUGCCAGAGUGUCCAAUGGAAAUCUCUGGGAUUGAGGUCCCGCUGCAGAUUUUGGGUGAUGCUGCCACACCUUUGCUGCCAUGGCUUGUGAAGGGUUUCUCAGUUGAAAACCCCACCCCAGAGGAAGCCUUCUUCAACAAGCACAUUUCGAACGCACGUUCCGUUGUGGACUGUGCAUUUGGGCGUCUCAAAGCUCGUUGGAAAAUUCUGUUGAAGAGGAUGGAGGUGAAUCCUACCUUUGUGCCACACGUUGUUGCCACCUGCUGCCUGCUUCACAACCUGUGCGAGGAGCAUCACGAAGUUUUCAGGCAGCAGUGGAUGGAAGAUGUGGAAGAAGCAGAAGGCGAGCUUCCACAACCAGAGUCUCUGCCAAAUAGACCUUCUGCAGAUGAGAUUACUGAUGUGCGUGAUGCACUUUGCAGAUUCUUGGCAACCAGUCCUGAGUUUACAUACAGUCUUCACAGACAAUAGCUACAUUAUGAAUCUCGCAGUCUCGCGACUGAUUUUACUUGUUUCUUAUUUGUGUUGUUUUGAAGGGCAUUUCUCAAUUUAGCACACUGCUGGAUGAUGCCUAUUGGUGAUGAAAGUUAUUUCCCAAGGUUAUGUGUUAGAACGUCGAUUAGGAUUCAUUGACAUUGCUAAAAAUAACUGCAAGACAGCUGAGUUUUGAUAACCAUGCUGCCUUUCAAAGGUUGAUUCUGUUGGUGGUGUGUAGAACACCAGCCACUCCCAUUGUGAGUGGUGUGAUUGUGCCGAGUGCAAGGGGCAUGCUAUAUAUGGUUCAAUCACAAUUCAGGAAAUGUGCCCCUUGCCUGCGUACUGAAAUGAUUAAGAUGAAACAAGUGCUUGGUUCAGUUGUUGGUCACCCCUGGUUCAGAUGAAUAUACAAGGGCGGCAGAGUUUGACAGCAUUCCAUCCUUAAUUUGACCACGGGAAUUUAAGAUAAUUCCCUAUUUCAAUUGUAUGAAGUGCACGGUGACAAUCACUUUGUACAAUGUAGGUAGGGUAAAAGUGAGAGUGAAUAGUAUUCUAUUUUUGUUGUGAUUUAUAAAUACAGGCUUUUUUAUGGAUAACAUUCCAAUUUGCAGUUUACAGUUAUAAAACAUUAAAUAAAUGUCACCAUUUAAUUUUAAAGCAUGAACAUGGUUUAAAAAUAUAUAUAUUUCUACAUAUCUGUAUUUUAUGUUAUCAGGAAUAAAUGCACAGUCUCUUUUACAUACUUGGGAAAAAAUAUUACAAUAAAAGCGAGGAAAUCUUUAAUAAAACUGACUACAGAUUUAGUGGUGCAUUUGACACUAUACUUUUAAAUUGGCAUGUGAGCCUUACUGGCAAGGUCUGAUCACAUCUGCUGCACAUGCACACAUUCCCACGGGCCUAUGCCAGAUGUAUUUUCCAUGGUUUUCAAGACCAGCAGAGAUACCUACUCACUUAAUUCCGUUGCACAAAUGGGCACGACUUCAUCAAAAAAAAUGUAAAUUUGUAUACAAAAGCUUGAUUGCCUUAAUUUGUUAUCGGCUUAGAAUAUACAAUUUUCCAACAAAUAGGUUGAGUGUAUUUUUUAUAUGUAGCAGAAUAACUUAUUUGAUUAAAAUGUAAUGCUAUUUCAGAUACUUAUGGUAUAGCAAACGGUGAUAUAAUUUUUUCAGAAUUCUUGAAUGUUGCAAGAAUAUUGAAGUAAAGUUAAACUAAACAAUUGAUAUAGGUAGUGCAGUUGUAAAUGUUGAGUUUACUGUGUUAUUUCAAAUAGGUCAUGUGAAUAUUAAGGGAUAACUGUCCAUGCAUUUUAGACUUUGUAAAGUUAUGAAAUGUGUUUUUGCAAAGGUACUGUGGAUUUUGAUUUCUUCAUGCCUUAAAUCAUGCAAGUGUUUUGAAAGAUAAACCUUUGCAGUAUUUCGUUUUUUUGACUAAAUUGUUACAUGUAGAUUCAUUUGAAAUUUUAAGUCCUGUAUACUGACGAGAGGAAUAAUGCUGCAUCGAUUCAGAUAGAUUAUUAAGCUCUUACUAAGUAUAUAGAAAUGUGUGUUUAAAGAUUCAAUGUUUUAGUCGAUAUUUUUUUUGUUAAUGUAUCACAUGACCCGUCCAGCAUUAAGGACAGCUAAAUGUACCACAAUAUAAAGCUUCAAUUGAAUCUGGAAUUUAAUCGCAACGAUGAAUUGGUGACACUUAACACCCCUAACAAUGACUGGUUUAUUUUUUAUUCUACAUUACGUCUGUGAAUAUAUGUUUUUGCCAUCGUGGUAUCAGAUUACAAUGUCAGGCAGAACAUUUACUGUAAAAAAAAAAUAGAACAAGUCUUUAUCGCAUGAAUAAGUGACUUGUGGAGAAUUGUUGACAUGGUCUUGCAUUGAUCCUUACCAGGCCAACGUGUGCACUUAAUCAUGUAAACCAAGUGAAAAAAAAUCCGUGCUACUGCAGUUGUAAACUUUGUCAAACUGAUUGGUGCUUUUGGUCAACCUGAUUGGUGCUUUUUUUCGUGAUGGCAGCGACUUAAAAAAAGGUGAAGCACAUUAUACUGUGAAUCAAUGUCUUGUGCAUUUGGGCGUAUAAAGUAUGUGUAUUGAAAAGUUCAUUUUAAUAAACACCUUUGUGUACA
This is a messenger RNA of Lethenteron reissneri (Far Eastern brook lamprey), 3661 nucleotides long. RefSeq lists its product as uncharacterized. Gene Ontology annotation, molecular function: 2 iron, 2 sulfur cluster binding. The record is from RefSeq and is a predicted model, not a curated record. NCBI's taxonomy places the organism in Eukaryota, Metazoa, Chordata, Hyperoartia, Petromyzontiformes, Petromyzontidae.